GCCCCACAGAUUUCUGGGAAAUUCAGUGUAACGGAAAACGGCAGUAUUUUCGCGCGACAAUGGUGAUUAGUUUAGUGAAAAAAAAUCAGUUUUACGCGAAUUAAUAACGAUUGUUUAUGAAAAUAAUAGUUAUCAAAAGGGUAUUGAGUGUAUUAUUGAAAAAUAUUCAUGUGCCAAAGUGAAUUACGAAGGGGAAAGUUGGUAAACAUGGAAAAACCGGGGACAGUGUCUUCUUAGAAUCUGUACGUGCUGUACUAUUUUCAUUUUUCGGAGAAAUGGGAAAUCGUUUUUGUUUUAUUACUAAAUAUUCUAAUGUUUUCCUUGGGAUUUGUUUCUACUUUAUUGUUUGUGCAAUAUCAACCAUGUGAAUAUUAAAAAAAGCAGUUGCCACAGUUGCUAAUUUGCCAUGGAGUUGUAUACUGGCUAGUAGCAAAAAUGGCGCGACCGGCAUUGGGCAGGUCACCUAGUGCAUCUUCCACAAGGAAUAGAUGCUGUUCUUGAAAAUGAUUGCUAAAAAAGUGAAAUAUUUGCAAUUCACUUUUGGAAAUUGUGGGGAUAAGUGAAUUCGAUAGAAAGGAUUAAAAGUGAGUGUGUGUGUGUGUGGAAGAUUUACAUAGUGAUUUAUUAUUCAAAAUAAUUCCAAUCUUCAGGGAAAAGUGCGAUGGAGUGGCACCAACGUGGGAUUCAUCGACCGGUGAGUCGUUUUGUUUAUAAGAUGCUUGACCGGAAUGGCAGAAAAGGUGCGCGAGGCGUCUGCUCGUGGUGAUGCCACGCGUCUCGCUCGCCUUCUCGAUGAUGGCGUCAAACCCCUUCCGGAUGAGCACGGUCGCAGUCCACUAUUAUUGGCCGCAGCAGCUGGUCAAGUGGAGACUUGCGAUACACUUAUUCUCCACGGCGUGGACAUUAAUCAACCUGACAAUUCUGGGAUAACUGCACUGCAAAGGGGAGCUGCGGAAGGUCAUCAGGAAAUCGUGGAACUUUUAAUCAAACACUCGGCUGAAAUUGGCCAUCAAGACACUGUCCAUGGGAACUCGGCGUUACAUGAGGCUUCAUGGCGAGGUUAUAGUCGAACUGUUGCUGUAUUGGCGAAGGCCCUUGGGACACAGCGUGCACCAUUGCACGCGAGAAAUCUCGCUGGAUUUGCGCCACUUCACUUGGCCUGCCAAAACGGACACAACCAAAGCUGUCGGGAACUUCUCUUGGCUGGAUGUAAUCCCGACCUUCAGAAUAAUUAUGGCGACACACCGCUUCACACUUCAGCACGCUAUGGUCACGCGGGCGUCACUAGAAUACUAAUUUCCGCUCUCUGUCGAGUAUCGGAGCAAAAUAAAAAUGGAGACACGGCGCUACACAUUGCAGCGGCUAUGGGUCGGCGAAAAUUAACAAGAAUUCUCCUCGAGGCAGGAUGUGAUCGUUCCUUACGAAACAAGCAGAGCGAAACCGCCAAGGAUAUAGCGAAGAGAAAAAAUCUUUCCGAAAUUUUGGAAAUAAUUAAUAAAUCACGUAGCAAGAGUCGAGCACGUAGCAAGAGUCGCGAGGAGGAGGCGGUGGCAGCGACGGCGACUGUCGACAAAGUUGACGGCAAAACGAAUGGAAAAGGUGAGAAGAAGCGUGAAAAAAAUGGAAGCGGUACCAGUGGCAGUAGAGACAGUGGUUCGAAGAAGGAAAAAAAGAAGCUCAAGAACGGAAAGCAGCAUAAGGUGCAUUUCGAAAAGACAAUGAUGGGUCGUGAAUGGUCACCGUACGGUUGUCACUAUUAUCCCGAUCCAGAAGCAUUUCCCCAACCACGUCUUGAUUCUUUACCGCCCGAUCCACUUGCUCGUGGCGAACAAUAUUAUCUCGAUCUCGCUGGUAACAUAAGAAAAGGACCAGUGGGUGUUGGUUACACCUGCUAUUGUGCACCAUUCUUUCGACACAUGGAGGCGAAGCUCGAGAGGGACAAAGCUGAAUUGAAGGCGCACAUCGAUCAGGCUCAUGAGAGACUCGAUCUCAAGGUCGCCAAUUUGGAGAAACGAACCCGGGGACAGAUAUCAGAGUUAACAAGAUGCGUCGCUGUCGAGCGUUCCAAGUGUGACGAGAGGCACUGUCACAUUCAACAGAAAUUGCUGCGAGGCGCUAAGGGCAGACACAGUGAGCGACCAAUAAGGCAGAUUAUUGUCGACGAACAAAAUCCACCAGCGCGUGCGAGAUCGUUGGAGGAUUUGUUGGAUGAGAGACCGCACGAUCGGAGUUUUGAGAUACCGGGCGAAACUCAUAUUCAUCGGGGUAGUCUCGAUGAUCUGGAUAUACCGGCGAUACCGAGGUUGAGUAAGUCUAUGAAGGAUCUGCAUUCACUGGGUAACUCGAGGCCAAUUCUUCGAGUACUGGAUAUUCCCGCGAGGCUUAAUGAGACAUUCGAUGGUGUCAUCAGACGGGGGGAUCGUUCAUCACCUCUGGGAGCUGCCUCGUCGCCUACCGUUAGUCUUCGCCAGCAGGUUUUGCAACAUCAGAUUUCUAUGUCGAAUGAUCACAGUUCGAGUCCCUGUCUGGAUGAAUUCACCCCGGUUUAUCGAACUAAAGACGAAAAUUGGAAAUCUUCAUCUAAACGUCGUAGUGUCCACGAGAUGAUCAAACGAUUUCAACAAGUCUCCGGUAUGCAUAAUGGCCGAAAAAGUCAACGGGACUUGACUGAAAGUGAACCGCCCAGUCCAAAUAAUCAUUCACCGAGAAUGCCACCCCAAGGUGGAAUUACCAAUGGUUGGCAUCGGGAAAACGGUGGUAACGAUAGUGAGAGCAGUGAAGCCGAUGAUGACGAGGAACAACCGGGACCAAUGAACGGAGUUAUACCAGGUAAAGGUAUCAUGUCCGAGAAUGUCCCCUACGACACGAUAGCCCAGAUGCCAUACAGAUCGCGCAAUGCCGUAUACAGUCCCACUCCUCCUUUGCACGACGCGCAUAAUGAUUCUGGCUACAGUACACGGAUGUAUGGCUCCAGUAAAGGAGCAUCUCCUUCUUUGUCAGGUCAGUUAGAAUGCGAUGUAAUACUACCACAAGGAUCGUUCCCCAGUGGAGAGCAACUUGCUGCCUUACUCGAACAGCCAAGAGGUCACGACUUGACAGUUUAUGAACGAGGAGUUGACAAUGUUGUUAUUAACAUAGGCACUGCGAGUUUAGUCUAACAUGUUAUUUUUUUUCUAAUUGUCCCUCUGAGUUUUCCAAAGACAACAACAAUUGUAUAGCAGAGAUUUUGUAACAUUACUGAUAUAUGUAAAAAUAAAAUAAACUCUUUUUUUGUAUAUUUUCAUCA
Messenger RNA from Leptopilina heterotoma, 3286 nucleotides. RefSeq names its product ankyrin repeat domain-containing protein 6 (gene dgo). Gene Ontology annotation, molecular function: protein binding. Lineage: Eukaryota; Metazoa; Arthropoda; Insecta; Hymenoptera; Figitidae. The record is from RefSeq and is a predicted model, not a curated record. The transcript has 11 exons. The coding region runs from base 729 to 3158 and encodes 809 amino acids.